This is a messenger RNA of Ornithodoros turicata, 1778 nucleotides long. RefSeq names its product isobutyryl-CoA dehydrogenase, mitochondrial-like. The transcript is spliced from 11 exons. Lineage: Eukaryota; Metazoa; Arthropoda; Arachnida; Ixodida; Argasidae. Gene Ontology annotation, molecular function: flavin adenine dinucleotide binding; acyl-CoA dehydrogenase activity. Gene Ontology annotation, biological process: lipid metabolic process. The record is from RefSeq and is a predicted model, not a curated record. The coding region runs from base 102 to 1349 and encodes 415 amino acids. Gene Ontology annotation, cellular component: mitochondrion.
GACAGUGCUUCGCAGCCUAUAAAUGUGAGACGAACAGUUACGGUUUUCAGUCCAGUUUUCCUACGUUGUUAGCGGUGGCAUUUUCAGUUUUCUCUGUCCAAAUGGCACUUUUACGCAGAGUUGCAUCUCGUCAGCUGCGGCAUUUACUCUGCAAUGGACACAACCUUGGAAGGCCGCAGAAUGCACGUCUGAUCGCUACGUCGCUUGAUCCAACAAUUGGGCUUACUGAAGAGCAGAUCCAGAUGCAAAAGAUGGCGUCUGAGUUUGCCCAGAAAGAGAUGCUUCCUUUCAUGCAGGAGUGGGAUGAAAAGGAAUACUUCCCUGUCGAAGCAAUGAGGAAAGCAGCAGAGCUUGGCUUUGGUGGAGUCUACAUAUCAGACCAAUAUGGUGGUUCGGGACUGUCUAGGGUAGACGCAUCUGUCAUUUUUGAAGCCCUUUCAGAAGGCUGUGUUAGUACAACUGCAUACAUUAGUAUUCAUAACAUGGCAAUAUACAUGAUCGAUGCCUUCGGUAACGACGAGCAGAAGCAAAGAUGGUUGCCACAACUUUGCACAAUGGAAAAAUUUGCUUCCUACUGCUUGACAGAACCAGGCGCUGGCAGUGAUGCUGCUUCUCUUGCCACAACUGCAAAGCGUGAUGGUGAUGAUUACAUUCUCAAUGGCAGUAAGGCUUUCAUCAGUGGUUCUGGAGACAGUGACGUGUAUGUUGUCAUGUGUCGCACCGGAGGACGAGGCCCCAAGGGCAUCUCUACCGUUGUUGUUGAAAAAGGCACUCCUGGUCUCAGCUUUGGAAAGAAGGAGAAGAAGCUUGGAUGGAACACACAGCCAACUCGAAUGGUGAUCUUUGAAGAUUGCCGUGUCCCUGUAUCACACCGUCUUGGUGAAGAAGGUAAAGGCUUCACGUUUGCCAUGCAUGGCCUCAACGGAGGACGAGUAAACAUUGCCUCUUGCUCAAUGGGUGCUGCUGCUGCUAGCAUCAACAUUGCCGUCGAGCAUCUCAAGGUCCGGAAACAAUUUGGCAAGCCACUUGCAGAGUUUCAGAACCACCAGUUCAACUUGGCCAAGAUGGCUACUGCCCUGCAGACGUCACGCUUAAUAGUGCGAAAAGCGGCUGCAUCUAUUGAUGAUAACCUACCUGAGCAGACCACCUUGUGUGCCAUGGCCAAGAUGUAUGGAACGGAUGCUGGAUUUAAGAUAACAAACCAGGCGUUGCAAAUGUUGGGUGGUUAUGGCUUCAUCAAAGAAUACCCAGUUCAGCAAUACCUGAGGGAUCUUCGCGCGCACCAAAUUAUUGAAGGAACCAAUGAAGUUAUGCAGAUGGUGAUCUCAAGAGACAUCUUAAAGUCCUGAAAGCUAUAGAUCUUGAAAUAGAGGCAUUUUUGUCGCCAAAUUCCAUUCAGAGAUUCUGGGCACUACUGGAGUACUGGAAGUUACAUUUCUUCAGCAAACUUUGUUGGAAGAUAUUGGACUCAAGGCUUUGGUGGAUGCAACAAGUAUGACGAGACCUAAAUUAAUUGGCCUUAUUCGGCUAAACCAACAUUGUAGUUGAUACGGACAUUGUUACAUACCUUUUUGAACUAAGUGCCGAUAAUUUAUUUUUUUUUUGUUCAUUGCCAACAAAGGAGGAAACCUGGACUGUUUCUGACCGUUAUGUUUGUGAAUACUAUUUUUCAAAGGCUGUACAAUUUUGUUGAUACUAGUUGUUGUCACUAGUUGAUGCCAAAUAUUUAAAAUAUCUGGCUACAGAGGAAACAGAAGAAUAAAAGAUUUUUCAUAGCA